Eremomyces bilateralis CBS 781.70 is the source of this 1014-nucleotide messenger RNA. RefSeq lists its product as uncharacterized. Lineage: Eukaryota; Fungi; Ascomycota; Dothideomycetes; Eremomycetales; Eremomycetaceae. Bases 1 to 1014 code for a protein of 337 amino acids. The record is from RefSeq and is a predicted model, not a curated record. The transcript is spliced from 2 exons.
AUGGAUGAGACUAUACCAGAGCUAGAGCGUCCACAAAUGUCAGACUAUUACUUAGCCCUUGGUCUACAGCAAACAGCAACGUUCCAGGACAUAAAAAGGGCACACCAUUUACUGGCAAAAAAGCAUCAUCCAGACAAACAAGCUCCAGGGAAGAUCACUGAUGCUCACGAUUUUCGCAGGGUAAGUACUAAGAAUUCUAAACAGCAGAGAGAAGCUAAAGCGCCAGGUCAGAUUAGGGAGGCCUAUGAAUGUCUCCGUGAUGCUUCAAAGCGCUCGGAAUAUGACGCAUAUUACCCACAAUUACGAGGAGAAUGGGUCCAAUAUCGCAUAUGGCAAGAGACACAGCGCCGAAAUAAAGAGCUCAGACGAGAAGCCGAGCGGGCACGUAGGAUGGCAGAGGAACAACGAGCCGCUAGGGAACAAGCAGAGCAGGAUGCAAAAGCAGCAGAGGAAAGGGCGUCACGCAGGAGAGCUGAGGAAGAGCGACUGGCGCGAGACAGGGAAUUGAGAGAAAGAAUGGCGGAAUAUCGGUCACGGGAGGUGGCACGAAAGGCUAGGGAAGAACAAGAACAUGCGGCGAUAGAACGGUUGCACAAACAGAAAGAAAUGGAGGCGGAACGAAAGUCUGAAGAGUCUGCGAAGAGAGCAAGACAAGAGCGAGAGAUGGCUGCGAAGGAGCGGCUUAAGUCCAUAUUGAUAGAGGAGAAGCAGGACGCAAUUCGACAGAAUUGGGCAAGCAUACGAGAAGCCGCGGAGCGUCGACAAGCCAAGCCAGGGCAACCCGCGACUCAGCAUCCUACGAGGGAUUGCAUUCAUCCCCAGCUAGGCUGGCCCAAAAAGAAAGGAGAAGCAAGCUGCAUCUUUUGUGGAGAGACUCCCACUAAAUUUACUUUUCAUUGUCCGGAGUGUAAUGCUGCGGCAUGUGCUUUAUGCAAAAGCCACGAGAGAGACAGAGAGAUUCAUACGCCCGUCAGGCCUCUCGGCGAGGCCCAUGUGGGGAACUACCUAAGCUGA